Molecule: messenger RNA, 2313 nt
Organism: Amoebophrya sp. A25
Lineage: Eukaryota; Dinophyceae; Syndiniales; Amoebophryaceae
Source: the annotation of a GenBank genome assembly
AGUCAAGGAGAUUAUUUUACUCCAUGAUGUAGCGAAGCACUAUUAAAAUUGCAUCAAAAAUAAGUAAGACUGGGUAUAUCAUCAUCAUCAUAAGAAGUUUAGACUCUAUUGCAUCAAACUCUAUACAUUUAGAAGCACCAAGUAGAACAUGCCAGGAGCUGCAAUCAAGUAGAACUCCUGAAUAUCAGUGAAAAAUGGCCGCGGUCCAACUGCUCGAUGGUAAGGCUUGCGCGGGUACAGUCCGGCAGGAGAUCAGGGACGAAGUUUCCGAAAUGGACGCAGAGCAACGCCCAGGAUUGGUCGUUAUUCAAGUGGGAGACCGUCCGGACAGCUCCACUUACGUGAGGAUGAAGACAAAAGCUUGUGUGGUUAUGGAGGUGGUGGCUCAUUUGAAGACGGGUAGUUCAUUUGAAGACGUGUCUGUGUUGCUCAUAGCUUUUUUACAUUUUUACCCUAGGUUUAUCCCUUCAGACAAUGCAUUUUACUGAAUAUCGAAAGAGGUACGACAGUCAUGUUUUUUCACUGUUCUCACAUUUUACUGAAUAUCGAAAGAGGUCGCUUGUUUCACUGUUCCGCAAAAACUAGGUUCCAGAGUAGUUCAUACUACGGCCCCAGAGUAGUUGUCACGAAAUAGAUUAUGCCAAGGGAAAGAAGAAAUAUUAAAAGACAGUUCUUUGGCUAUGCACCUUAUAAUUAGAGACGCUAUACUCCGUGAGUGGGUACAUCAAUCAAUCAAUCAAUCAGAAUCAAUUUAGAUUCUCUAAAUCCAAGUGUGGCAUCCGAGUAGAGGACGUAAAACUACCGGUGGACGUGUCAGAAGCAACGUUGUUGGAGGCAAUAGAUCGCUUCAAUGCUGAUACGGGCUUCCACGGUACUUGCACUAACAAACGUAGAAGUUGUUCUCUAUGUAGUCGUGCUUUUCCUUACAUUAAGGCUCAGCUUUCAAUGGUCAUUGGGGUUGGUCACUGAGAUCCCUCUUGAGAGAACAGGGGAAAAUGAAGGAAAAGCAAAGGGAGAGGCAUGGGGCCCAUUUCUUUCAGAAUCAGUGACCAUUGAAUGCUGAGCUUUAACCCAGUUACAGACAUGCUUAUGCCCCUAAUAGAUACAUUUCCAUCAAAUCAUCGUAUAGUCUAGGUGUUGGUAUGCUAGCCAAUGUUAGACUCCAUGUAAUGUAAUAUACACAAAGAAUUCACAGAUAAAAAUUUUCCAUCAAGAAAUCAUCUUCAUCUCAUUCAUAACAAAGAACAAAGAGGUAUUUUGGUGCAGCUCCCUUUACCAGAGCACAUGGACCAAGAAAAGGUUCUAGACCGCAUCUCCGUUGAGAAGGACGUCGAUGGCUUCUUACCGUACAAUCUGGGAUCUCUAGCUGCGAAGGGCAGAGAGCCCUUGGCAACAAGCUGCACUCCACAAGGCGUGAUGGAAUUGUUGAAGAGGAAUGGGGUGGAGGUAUGAAGAUGGUUCUAGCUGCUCUUAGUCUUUUUGAUGUUCAUCUGUCGUACUUUUUUAUUUGGUCAAAAAUAGAACUUGUUUUAUUUGGUUAAAUCGAAACUUCUAGCCUCCAAGCCUGCGGGACUACGUUCCCCUCUCUCAAGCACUCAGGAAGAACUCCCAUCAAGAGAUCUCAUCAACUCUCAAUUUGAUAGACAACUCCCACAAUACAGAUUACCGGGAAAAAAUGUGUUAUCCUUGGGCGCUCGAAUAUAGUAGGAAUGCCCCUGGCCUUGCUGAUGGUGCACGCAGACGCCACAGUGUGCAUAUGCCAUAGCAAGACCAAAAAUUUGGAAGCAGAAUGUGUGCAAGCAGACAUUUUGUGCGUGGCUAUGGGAAGGGUAUUGUAUGAUUACUCUAGAGUUUCUAGUGGAGAUAGAGGUGAUGAAUGAAUCAAUGCUGUUGAUGCGCAGAUGAACUUCUAUGUUGCUCUGAUAUGGAGUCUCUUCGAAAUAGAUAUACCUAGUAGCACACUAACCAACAAUAACUUAUUCACCACAUCAGUCACUUCCUUCGAUAGGAGAAACAGACCUCCCAUUUAUUCUCUCUCGCUAACCACUCACAUUCAUCUUUCCUUGCCAGGCCGAAAUGGUUCCCGGUUCAUGGAUCAAGGAGGGUGCGAUAGUUGUGGACAUCGGCAUGAACUCUAUCGAGUCCGCGGAGACCAAGAGCGGCCGAAAGCUAGUAGGAGACGUCAAAUUCUCAGAAGCUAAGGACAAGGCUAGCUGGAUAACCCCAGUCCCAGGGGGGGUCGGGCCAAUGACUAUAGCAAUGCUGCUCAAAAACUGCUUGACAUUGUGUAAACGGCAGAGGAAGGCAUCUUGA